Ctenopharyngodon idella (grass carp) is the source of this 7896-nucleotide messenger RNA. It is a transcript of the gene vax2, whose product is annotated as ventral anterior homeobox 2. Lineage: Eukaryota; Metazoa; Chordata; Actinopteri; Cypriniformes; Xenocyprididae. The record is from RefSeq and is a predicted model, not a curated record. Gene Ontology annotation, biological process: brain development; neuron differentiation; central nervous system development. Gene Ontology annotation, molecular function: DNA-binding transcription factor activity, RNA polymerase II-specific; DNA binding.
UGGAGGAAAGGGCCAGUGUGUGAGACUGUGGGGCCAGAGAGCAGUGGAGGCAAUUAAACCUCUCUUGACUGUACUGUUGGUUUGAGGAAGUGAGUGACAGCUCCAUUCAUCACGUUCACGGUUUAAUCUGUGCUGAGCAGCUGAAUUCAAUAAUGAGCCAUUUCGGCACUGAAUGAUAAACACUGCUGAAAGUGGCAAAACUGCAAUUAUGUCAUUGCGGCCUCCAUAAUGGGACUGCGCACUCAGAUAAAAGAUUCUAAUUUUGUUUUUUGUGUAUUAUGGCAACGGUUCAAUGAUGAGAUGAACACCUGCGGUUGGUGCACCCUGAGGAUAUUCCUGACUUGGUCCCACGUAAAAAUGACCGCCUCCCUCCUCCCGAAGAAAUCCUGAAAUCCGCUGGCUCUUUCUCCAGAGCUUGUAGAGCACAGAGCAAAUACGAAAAAAAAAACCCCCACCCAGUGCAGUCAACGAGUAAAUUGACUAUAUAAGUCAUGUACGGGGGGAAAGGGAAAGUUUGCGCUGCUCGGAUCCAUGUUUGUUGUGUGGAAUUACUUAUACGUGGUUAAGCAGUGAAGCGCCUCCCAGUGCCUCGGUCAUAGACCUUGAAACCAGCGCAUAUAUGCAGAAUGCAUUUUGGGUUGAGCGCGAUCCUAUAGCUGAGGAGGGUCCUUCCACUUGCCCACAGGGCCCCCUCCACCUCAACCUUCCUUCCCUUCUUUAUACAUCUCCUCCUGCAUGGACGCCCGAUGCCGGAACAUGCUAAAAUAUUUGGGCAGAAACUCGGUUCCGUCGCUGGAGUCUGUGGCUGGAUUCUAAUUUGAUGUUGUUUUGGGAAUAAUCUCCCCAUUUCUGUCAGGAAAGAACUUACGCACACUAUUUAUUUAACCUGAAAAUAGCCCAAUAAAACUAAGUGGACACAUAAAACAGUUCAAUUAUUAGAUGUUUGAUCAAGCCACGAGUAUGGGCGAUGGAAUCGCCGAGGACCGAAACCACUGUGGAUCCAAUUCGUUGUGCCGUGACCGCGGCAGAGACUCCAAAAGCCGGACGGAAGUGGGGAACCGGUCACCUGUGCAGAGUUCCACCGACACACCGGGGACAUCGUCAUCCACACCGACUUCAUCUAGCGAGGAUGGACACGAUAAACUUUUAGGAGUCGAUCCAGACUACUGUCGAAGGAUUCUGGUCAGAGACGCCAAGGGCACUAUUCGGGAGAUUGUCCUGCCGAAAGGCCUGGACCUAGACCGGCCGAAGCGCACGCGGACCUCCUUCACGGCGGAGCAGCUCUACCGGCUCGAGCUCGAGUUCCAGCGGUGUCAGUACGUGGUCGGGCGCGAGCGCACAGAGCUCGCCAGACAGCUCAAUCUUUCAGAAACUCAGGUGAAAGUGUGGUUUCAAAACCGCCGCACUAAACAGAAGAAGGACCAGACCAAGGACACUGACAAGCGCUCGUCGUCCACCUCCGAAUCCCUUGCCACGUGCAACAUCCUGCGUCUCCUGGAGCAGGGCCGUCUUCUGUCUGUGCCUGCGCCUGCACCUCCUCCCAACCCGCUGCUGGCUCACCCGCACCCCGGCAAUGGCUCUCUACUGGGCAGCCCAUCCGUAUCCACUUCCUCUGGGGUGAGUAGCACCACCACAGCUCCUGGGUCGGGUGGUGGCGGGACAUUCGGACUGUCGCUGUCUUUAGGUGGCACUCCACCCUCGCCACGCCUGGGAGUGCCACCGCCCUCGCUUUGCUUUACCAUGCCUCUCCUGGGUGGCACCCAUCACGAACUGCCAUCGGGAUACGGGUGCGGAUCCUCAGCGUUCGAGCCCUACAUGAGGAUAGAGCGUAAGGACGGGGAGUUAGGUGGGAAGAAGACAGUUUCCUAAAAGCAUUCCCUACCUAAUGGUACCUUCCCCCCUCUACCUGUCUCAGGGGUCUCACCUGUGCCGUGAACUGCCGGUUGGAUGGAGCGGAGGUUCGCAAACUAACAGAAAGAGAUUGACAUAGUCUUCACUUUCGGAUCCUCAUCUCACUGGCCUCUCUAGCGCUCGUGCCUACAACCAAAUUUAGGCCAGUCGGACUCCAUCACUCGGUAAGGAGGAGCGUUUGGGACGAAGCCUGUAAUUAAGCAUCGCUGUUCGGUGAAUUUUGUCGUCUGCAGGUUUCCUUCCAUUUUUGCAUUACAUGUGUGGUGAAGAAAGCCUCAGAAUUAAGGCAUGUUCACACUAAGAAAAGAAACUAUUGCGAUAACUAUAUUAGCGUCCACACCAACACACUAUAACGUUCUGUUUAUUAGAAACGCGCUGCAGUUUUGUCGCCUGCCACUUUAAAUGCUUUAAAGCAGGGUGGAUUCUGAUCGGCUGUCAAUGUUUUUAUAGUUCAUCAGCUGGAUAAAAAUCAUUCUGAAUGCUAUUUCAACAACAUCGCUCCUCUGUGCCGAUAUCUUUACAGUUUUGUUGUGGACUCUGCUAUUCUUUUAUAUUUAGAAUGAUUUUCAAAGCUAUAUGUUUAUCGUUAUAGUUACAGUUAUCAUCCUUGGUGUGAACUGGCCUUUAUUCUUUGUGAAUGAUGGAAAAACACUGUAAAUGUAACUGUAACUAAGGCAAAAUUAUUUUGCGAGUUUGUUUCCAAAUGGGUGUUAAAAAAACAAGAAGAAAUGGACGAAAAAAAGAUGAUUGAUCAACAAUGUGGUACGUUUUUAUGCUGCUCUAAAUUAAUUGACUAGGGGAGCUUCUUGUCGAUAUAAAUGUGUGUCUGUAUGAAAGUAUAAGAAUGAGAGAAUUACCUGAGUGAACGUACAGUAACAAUAACAAGGCACUGACAAAUUUUGUGGCAUUUAUUUCGCAUUGGACCUUGGUGAUGGUAAUAAUGAGAGUUCAAUGGACAGAAUGAUUAUUCAUAUAGCAAUGAUGCAACACUAAUUGCAGAAAAUUUAAGUGUGUGGAAAAUUAUACAGGUCUUUAGCAAAAUGUACUCAUCAAGGAUAAGCUGUCACAAUGCACACCCCUUUAAAAUAUUUCCUCUUCUCUUUGUAACACAUGAAAUUCUCAGUUGAAAGUGUUAGUGAUGCCCUAAUCCAUUGGCUGAACAUCUUUAUAUUGCCCCUAUAACAUGCUUCCUCUUGUUGCUUCCAAAUUUAUUCAACACAAAGGGCUAAUUAUUGACUUCCAAGACAGACUGCCAGUCACUUUAAGCCUUUCAGCACCUGGGGCCAGUUGCACCAACUGUGCGUAAGUUACAACUCAGCCUAGUUUUGACUGAAGAGGCACUAAGUUACAACUUAGGCACUACUAGAUAUUUUUGCGUUGCACCAUUAAACUUACUUGAAGCAUAACUCUACGUAUAAACUAAAUAUUUACAGAAGCCUCCAAUCAGGAGUAAUGGUUGGAAUAAAAUGGCAGACUGACUGAACUGCAUCAAUAAGCUCUUGUUUUACAUUAUGCGAAUAAACUUACUUUGUUAGCGGCUCUUCAACACGAACGCAAUCUACAGCGCACCUCCGUGUGCAUCAUUUUGUGUUGUGCAUGUCAAAUGAAAUCAGUCAUAAUGAAUAAAAGCCAUCUUGUAUCGGUAUUUAUUUACUGAUGCUUAUUCAUUCCAAAUACAGUUUCUGAAUGUUAUUUACAUAUAAAAUAGCAUACCUAUAAUGUUUUCCAUGAUUAAGUAGUAUCGUAUUUAUUGGAAACUUCAUAUUAUGCGACUACGCAUUACUUUACGGACCUACUAGCUACGUUCUGCCUUAAGAACAAAUGGUGCAACUCAAUAAAGUACAGAGUUAGUUACAAACUAGCUAGUAGUUACUAAGCCUCUAGUGUGGACUUUACGUUCCAAUUUAAGAAAGAACUUAUGAAUGGCUGGUGCAACACUACCCUGGAGAUCUUAAACAAGAGUAUGUGCAAAUCAUUAAGACACACCGACCGCAGUUUACAUGCACUAUUGCUUGCCAUUGCAGUACUAUAGGUUUGGAAACUGAAUCAAAGCUAUUAUGUACAAAUAGAUACUUACAAAUAAGUAAUUUGAGAUAUACCAUGGUACUGAAUGAUUUCUUUAAAGAAUAUUAUGGUAUUAGUGAAAUUUAGAAAUGUUUCCAUCCCAAAUUAUGAUCUUUGUCCUCCUGUCAGUAUUAGUUAUGGAUGCUAAAGUCGCUGGGUCAGUUUGGUGCUUGUGCUCAUGCUUUAUAUGACUGCAGAAUUACAACCCACAAUUAAUCAGCUAAUUUUUUUUUUUCCCCCACCAUCAUGUCCCUUUGGGGGCUCCGUAUGAAUCCGAUGCACUUUAUGUUAAUAGACGUUGUCUUCACUCAAAACCUACCAUGCAUAUCGGUAACAACAAAUUCCCCAAACAUUGCCAGUUAAUGUUUGUUGAAAGACAGCUAAAGACAUCUACUGCAACAACUUCCCAACUUCUAAACUGAUUCAAUGAAAUCAUACACCAAAGCUAUUUGAACACAUGCGGACACAUGCAGUAGUUUCAUAUUUAAAAGAUUAUUCUGCAGGCUGUCUGGUGAAGGCCUACUGAGCAUUUUUUCAUGAACAAGUAAAAAAAAAAAUCCUAUGCACCUAUUCACAUUGGGACGAAAUUUGAAAGUAAAUGUUUUCCUGUGUGGCAAAAAAACAGACUAACAAAUAAGAUUUCGUUGACAGAAUAGAUGCACCUGUGCUGAGUGAAAUCGUUACUGUCUGGUUGGGUUGAAAUUUCUCUUGUCAGAUGUUUUAUUUUGCAUUACGCGAGCUGGGGUUGUAUUUUGCAUUAAAGCAUGUGAAGUGCUUUUUAGCUUUGCUCUAGGGUAAACAGACCUUUCGUCUGCACUUUUUUGUUUUGCUCUUAAGGAGCGUUCACAGUGACAGCGAUUUCAGCCGCUGAAAGUUGCUGAGUCUCUGUGCCUAAAGUUUGAACUCAAUUUAACAUUGUUGCUCAACAGUUGCUGCCACUUACAGUAUGUCACCCCUAAAUCUCCAAAUGAAGUUUUAUUUAACAAAAUUCGGGAGGCGCACGUUCAGGUAAUCAACCAAUCAGUGCAAGAGGAAGCCAGUAUAUAAAGCCGUCGCUCACCUCUGUUACGCGACAAGUUUCACAGCAUCCCUCCACCACCCCAUCACCUCACUCUUUGCCCCCCCCAGGACAGCACGCCAAAUACGCAUAAAUUACUAUACGAAUUACUUUAUUUUGAUUUCAUGUACGUAUAAACUUGUGAACUCUCACAAAAACUUAAUGACUUCUGGUCACUUUGACCCCUGAAAUUGCUGUGAGAGUGAACGCCCCUUUAAUGUGAAUAGGCCUUUAGUGCCAUUGCUCAGUGGCCUGUUAGUCGAUCAACUACAACACUGUACUUUCAUCACUAUCCUCUGACAGUAUCAUAGGUUGGACGUUUUUUAAGUAACAAUUAAGCCCAAAAUGAUGAUUGUGUCAUUUACUCAUCAUUGUGUCAUUCUGAACCCGUACUGACUUCCAUGGAACGGUGGAUCUUCUAUAGAACAAAUGAGAAAUGUUAAAGAAUGUACAAGCGAUGCACUAAAACUUCUGAAAGUUAUACAACAAUUUGGAUGAGUAUUAGACUAAACUUUUAAAGGAAAUGAAAUGAAAAUUCUGUCAUUAAUUACUCACCCUCAUGUCGUUCCACACCCGUAAGACCUUCUUUCAUCUUCAGAACACAAAUUAAGAUAUUUUUGAUAAAAUCCAAUGGCUCAGUGAGGCCUCCAUUGCCAGCAAGAUAAUUAACACUUUCAGAUGCCCAGAAAGCUAAACAUAUUUAUAACAGUUCAUGUGAGUACAGUGGUUCAACCUUAAUAUUACAAAGCGACGAGAACACUUUCUGUGCGCCAAAAAAACCAAAAUAACAGCUUUUCAACAAUAUCUAGUGAUGGCCGAUUUCAAAACACUACUUCAUGAAGCUUCAAAGCUUUACGAAUCUUUUGUUUCGAAUCAGUGGUUCGGAUCGCGUUUCAAACUCCCGAAGUCACGUGAACUAUUGAAAUAUCAAAACACAACGUAACGAAGCCUUGUUUACUGAAAUCAAGUGAUUUUUGGUGCUCUGAACCCCUGAUUCGAGACAAAAGAUUCGUAAAGCUUCCAAGCCCAUCACUAGAUAUUGUUGAAUAAAGUCGUUAUUUUGUUUUUUUGGUGCACAAAAAGUAUUCUCGUCGCUUCAUAACAUUAAGGUUGAACCACUGUAGUCACAUGAACUGUUUCAAAUAUGUUUUUAGUAGCUUUCUGGGCAUCUCUUAAUUUGUUUUCUGAAGAUGAAUGAAGGUCUUACGGGUGUGGAACAACAUGAGGGUGAGUAAUUAAUGACAGAAUUUCAUUUUUGGGUGAACUAACCCUUUAAGUUGCUUUUCGAAGCUUGAAAGCACCAAUCUCCAUUUACUGUACUUGCAUGGAAAACAGUUUUUAACAUUGAUUCUAAUAAAAACCAUUAUAAAUAACUGAGCACCAAUAAUAACUGAGCAUCAAAUCAGCAUAUUUGAAUAAUUUCUGAAGGAUCAUGUGACACUGAGGACUGGAUUAAGGAAUAAGGAAUAAAUUACAUUUUAAAAUGAUUUCAAAUAGAAUAAAGUUCUUUCAAAUUGUACCAAUAUUACUGUUUUACUGUACUUUUGAUCAAAUAAAUGCUGCCUUGGUGAGCAUAAGAAAAAAAAAAAAAAAAAAAAACUUAAUUAUUCCAAACUUUUGACUGGUAGUGUAAAUUAAAUGCUCCAAGAGCAAGAAAGUCAUGCAGGCUUAAAACAACAUGAGGGUGAGUAAAUGAUGACAGAAUUGUUUGGUGAACUAUCAAGCUGUCAGGCUGUAACAGAUUUCAUGUCACCUUAUUGAAUUGCUCUGCCAUUGCUUUUUGAAGAAGACAGAGAAAGACAUGGACAUGAUUUGAGCUUCUUAUACAGCUUGACUGCAAAUGGAUCUUAACUUGUGUAUAAAAAGUCUCAUGGCAGUGGUGGUGGUGGUGUUGUUGUCGAACACGGUUAUUUUCUAUAAGCAUCAUGUAUAAUUCAUUACAGCAUCAUUCAGCCUGAACCGCUGAGACAGACACUGGCUCACUAACAUUAGCGCAUACAGUCCAGGCUUAACACACCCAUUUUCUUUUCUCACUCUCUGGUUUUCAGUGACAUCUCUCAAAAUGUUUCCUUAAAGAAUGAUGACUUGUUAGUCAUUUUGUUAACACUUAUUACGGAGAGGAUACAACAAAAUGAAGCAUCUCACAGACCUGUACAUUUGAAAAAGCAGCAGAUUCUUUGUAAACGGCUUUAAAGAGAGUACUAAAGAUCCUUACCAUCACUAUAAAAUUAUAUUUAAAAAAAAAGAAGCAUUUUCAACCCUUUAAUCAUGAAACAUAUGCCUGAAAUAUGUUUUCACAGUAUUGCGAAGAAGCAAAGACGGUAUAUAUAAAUAACAUUGCCUCAGAUAUGAUUGUAAAAUGUGGUUUGAGUUUGCUGUGAUUGUGUGGAAAGAUUUUAUUUUUUAUUUUAUCUCACUUCCACAUUUCCUUCCAUUGUUAAAGGGUCAGUGCUCUUGUUCUGGCACAAAGAUUAUGUGUAAGUAAGCCAUAAGCUUUUUGGCAGUACAGCAUUUGUGUGACCGUGUCAAAAAAUAAUGGUAAUUAUAAUGAUAAUAAUAAUAAUAAAAUUACAUAAUGGCACCAGCUUCUCACAAAUAAAGAAAACACUUAAACAGUAUGUACAUAUAUAUGUCUUUGCACAGUAUUUUCAUGUUGUAUUAUGUGAUCUUACAGAAAAAAAUGAAUGGAAAAAAAAAUAUAAAUGCUUUACAAUUCUUUGUCUCAUUAACUAUUUGCACUUAUUUAAAGAAGUUUGUGUUCUGUGGCAAAAGAGCCUUUCUCAUGGUUUGGCUAAAGAGCCAAGAUAUUGUACAAUAUGUACAUGUGUUUUUAUUCAUAUGCAUAUAAAUAUAUGUCUAUGUAA